Molecule: messenger RNA, 684 nt
Organism: Diutina rugosa
Lineage: Eukaryota; Fungi; Ascomycota; Pichiomycetes; Serinales; Debaryomycetaceae
Product: U2 snRNP complex subunit
Exons: 1
Coding region: 1-684 (227 amino acids)
Biological process (GO): mRNA splicing, via spliceosome
Cellular component (GO): precatalytic spliceosome; U2 snRNP; catalytic step 2 spliceosome
Molecular function (GO): RNA binding
Source: RefSeq, a predicted model, not a curated record
AUGAGUAACAAAGUCGCCGAGCUCAACCGACGAGAGCUCGAAAAUAACGUCAGCGAUGACGCCCUGUGGCACUACGACUACAGAGACACCGCCUACAUCUAUAUAGGCAACCUUCCGCCCAUUUCCAAGCUCGAUAUCCUCCGAGUGUUUUCCCAAUAUGGCAUCCCUACUCACGUCCAUAUUGUCACGGAUAAGGACCAGCGACCUCGUGGGUUUGCCUAUCUCAAGUACCACGACCCGCGGCUGUGUGUGCUUGCCGUAGACAACCUCAAUGGCGUCAAGAUCAUGGACAAACUGCUCCGUGUCGAUCACGCUUAUUAUAAGCUCAGACCGGGUGAUUCUGAGGAUAAUUAUAAAGUGGACUACCUGGAGGUUAAGCAAAUUGAGGCUAAGCCCGAGGUGAAACCGGUGGACGAGUCGAAAUUGUUGAAACAAUCAGCAGAAGUCUCGGCGUCAAUUACUGUUGUCGAUGACGACUUGGCCGACCCCAUGGCACAAUUUGAGGCUGAAACAACUUCCAAAAAGGAUGAGGAAAAGGACAGGGAGACUGAGGAGAAGUCAGAUGAAGGAAACGACGAUACCAAAGAAAAUAAGGACAAUAAGGAGACACCCGAAACUAAAGAGGAUGCGGACAAGGAUAAUGCCCCAUCAGCUCCCAGGAAACGGUUCCGUCGUGCUCGCUAA